AGUAUAGUAGUGAAAUUCGAAGCGUCCUUCUCUUGGAUUAUGUGUUUCUCGUUCUUGGAUGGCGUCUUUUACUAUUUUAGGCUGUGAUGAAAAAUGUUCUGGCUUUUUAUGAUUAUUGUGUUAUCAGAAGCUUAAUCAAAAUUAAAAAUGUCGUCGUCUAAUAUUCAAACUUUAGAUGAAAGUUAUUUCGAAGUUCGUUUUGUAGAAGGAAAAAACAGGUGUUUAUUUACCAAUAAAUUCAUAAAGAAAGGAACCAUUGUCCUAGAAUAUCAUGGUGACCUAGUUACGAGUAAAGCUGAGAUGGAUAAGCGAGAAGAACAAUACGCGAAUAAUAAUAAAGGUUGUUUUAUCCUCGAAAUUACACUUAAUGGCAAAAAAGCAUUCAUCGACGCGACAGAUGAAACUGAAUUUAAGGCUCGCUUAAUGAGCCAUUCAGACAAACCUAAUUUACAGCCAUUCAAACAAAUUAUCGAUGGUGCACCACAUGUAUUUUUUAGAGCAAAAUACGAUAUUGAGCCUAACAAUGAAUUGGUAUGGAACUACGGUGAGAGAAGGAGAGCAGUCCUUGAGUACAAUCCAUGGUUGAAACCUACGGCAAGAUCACAAGUUAAGAAGAAUGUGCCUGUCCAUCUAAACGAAUCUUAUGUAUUAUUAGAAAAAUUGAAUUUACAUACAUCCCUGAACAAAACAAGUGACAGUUGGAUAAAUGGUUCUAUUAAUUCCAUAGACAGUAAUAAAAUAUGUAGCCAUUCAACACCUCUCAAUGGGUCCAUAAAUUCGACGGAUUGUGAACAUGUGAAUACUAACGACUCAAUAAAUUCGUCAAUUUCUCUAAGAAAGGCAGUAAUAAAAUUGGAAAGGUUGUCAGUUCCACAAACGGAUUUAAAUGAUACCAGUGCAGCUCACAGUGGUGCAACUGAAAUUUUAGACCUGAUCGGGGAUAGUUGGGUGAAUGACUCCAUUGGUUCCGCUGGAUGCAAUGGAAAUAUUUUCCAUUCCACACAUCUUAACGGAUCCAAGAAAUCUUUUUCGACUUAUGAGUGCGAAAAUGAGGAAGCUGAUUCAACUCCACCACGAAAAUUAAAUCCAUCAGAAACUUUAAUUAUCAACAACAACGACGAAAAAAUAGAACCGGUUUGUUUUUCCAAGGAGAAAAAUCCUUCGCACGGUGGAAGAGCCACUACAGUAUCUAAAAGGGAAGAAAACUUUCUAUUAAGAAUUGAUGACAUUAAUAAUGAUUCUUUAAUUUAUCCUGAGAAGAAAUCUUUGAAAGACAGUAGAUGCAUCGUAGUACCUGAAAAUCAAAUAAAAGUUGUGAUAGAAAAUGAUGCCGAUAGUCAAUUAGAUCUUGCAUUUGUCGAAAAUUCUAUCCUUUCAUCAAAUCAGUCUAUUAUCACCACUGCAUCUGUAAAAAAAGAAAAAAUUAUAUUGAGGAAGGAUGACGACAGUCUGGUUCAUGAUAAAAUAGCAAAAAUAGAGUCUAUUUCUCCACACAAAGUAGAACAGGUUAAAUUGAGUACUGCAGAUUCGGUGGUCGAUUCUGUUAAACAAUCCUGUUUCGACGAAAGUACAGUUCCUAUAGCAUCUGAAAAGGGAGAAAAACUUCUAAUCAAAUUAGAUCUCGAGAAUCAAUCAAUUACAAAAGUAAAUUCUGCAAAUUGUUUCGACAACCAACCCUCUUCACGUGACAGUAAAUCCGACGUUGUUUCGCAAAAUAAUGUAUUUAUCACCGUACCUGAUUAUCAAUUGCAAGCUUCUAGUAACAAUGACACCAGGCAAGAUCAACUCGAAAUUUUUCCUCAUCAGUCAGAACAGGAAACACUUAUAAAUGAAAAUUCUUUAUCAUAUUCUGAUGAACAGCCGAUUCCACAUGAUUGCACACCGAUUGAUUCCACACCCUUCGUCGAGUCUGAAAUUGAAAUUGAAACAUCAGUUAUUAAUGAAGUCAAUAAUAAUAUAAUUCUCGAAGUUAAUAAUUCUGACAAACCUAUAAACAUUGACAGUUGUGAAAUUAUAUUUGUCGACACAAUUUUACCAGGACAACAAUUUCAAGAAGAAGAUAAUACAGUUCAAUCUGUUAAGCCAAAAAUUAUUAAUGAAAUUAUAAUUCCACCCAGUGAAAGAAUUUCAUUAAUUUCUGCAAAUGACGAGAAUAGUGCGUUAAAUACGGUUCCGGAGAAUGAGAAUGCUGAUGAAGAUCACGAUGAUUAUGAAUAUGACGAAGAUGAUGAAGAUGAUGAAGAUGAUCUGUGUGAUAAGGAUUACCUGCCUAUGGAUGAUGACCAAUCUGAAGAAGAUUCAGACGAUGAUGAAGAUGAAAACCUUAAUGAAAAAUCCGAAUGCACCUUAAACGCAACUCAAGAAUCUACGAUAAAUGUGUCUACUUUUUCUUCCUUGUACGCAGGCCCUGGAAAGUCAGGAAUACCGGCUGCUGGUUUGGAAGUACUUUCGUCAAAAGGAAAAACUGGAAAAUCAAAAGUACACUUUUGUUACUAUUGCCAUACAAUGCAGCUUUCCAUUGCCCGUCAUUUGGAAAGACGGCAUGCAGAUGAACCCCUGGUGAAGGAAUUUAUGUCUUUAAAAAAGAAAAGCAACGAAAGAAAAAAAAAAAUUAGUGUUAUCAGAAAAAAAGGAGACUUUUUACACAAUACGAGCAAUGAUCACAAUAAAGGUUUUAUAAUAACUGUUCGAAGAUUACAGGUUGGUCGAGAGAAAGCAGCUGAGGAGAUAAUAAAUUGUCCGAAAUGUUACGGCUUCUAUACAAACAAUAAUAUUCGUCAUCAUUAUGCAAUAUGUAGUGAAUCAAGUUCAGCCAGUACGAGGUCCAUAUUGCAAAAUGCAGCACGCAAGAUCGGUCGUGUUCAUAUUGACGCUAGUUAUAAAAUGAGGCAUCAAAUACUUCCUGUUUUAAGAAACAACGACGAAAUUACUAACAUCAUCAGGUACGAUAGGCUCAUUAUACUUUACGGCAAUUUUCUUUCAAUAAAACAUAAAAAAGAUCAGCAGGAUAACCUGAUUCGUGCUCAACUUAGAUUGCUUGGUAGGUUGGUUUCCGCAUUAAAAGGAAUUGAUAAUAAAAUUGAAGAUCUAGCUGCAGCAUUCCAUCCGACAUUGUUUAAUAAAGUGUUAGAAGCAGUAAAUGUUGUCGCACAGUUUAAUGAACGGAAUCAAAAAUAUGGAUCACCAAGCACAGCUUCUAAAUCAUUAGAAGCUUGCGAACUACUAAGAAAUUAUUCAACACUUUGUGGAGCAAAGAGACCUGAAACUCUUAGAGGAACGACACUAAGAAAGCACCUAGCAACAACUUGUUCAGAAAAAUAUUCGGAAAAGCAAAUUUCUCGAGUAGCGCAAUUCAUGGGACACGAUUUGAAAAUUCACAAGAAUAUUUAUCAGCAACCAACAGCUGCAACAGAUAUCAUCGAGAUGUCAGAUGUAUUAAAAACUACUCAAAAUCCUAACAAAGGUCAAAAUAAAAAAAGAAGCAUCGGAACUUCUGACAGCGACUCGGACGUUUCAAUCCAAUUGAAACAUAAGAAAAAAAUUGUACGAUUUUCAAACAGUCACGAAGAUCCUAAAAACUCAAAACUGCAAAAAAAAAUGGAAGGUCGAAAUAUAGAGGCGAACAUCACAACUUCCGAAAGCGAUUCGGACUCUUCAAUUCAGUCGAGACAGAGCACGAAAACAGUCGAUUUUGCAAAUACUCUGAAAAAGUCAAAUAUUUCAAAUGUGGUAAAUACCAAAGGUCGAGAUACAGGGGCGAGCAUUAAAACUUCCGAAUGCAAUUCGGACUCUUCAAUUAAGUUGAAGCAGAGCACGAAAAUGGUUGAUGUUCCAAAUACUCUGAAAAAGUCAAAGACUUCGAAUGUGGUAAAUACCAAAGAUAUUGGUGUCAAAAAGAAAAAAACCAGAUGGACACAGAGUGAAAUUGAUACAGUAUUAAAUGCCUUUCACAGAAAUAUUGAGGAACAAAGCCUACCAUCCGCAUCACAAAUAUCGAAAAUAAAGGAGGAGAAUGCGUGCCUCUGUAACAGGACCACUGCAACUAUUAAAUCUUGGAUUCACCAUUACAUAAAAACAAACAAAACUAGUCACUGAAAGAAUCAUUUUUAUACAAAGACUAAUCUUUUCAUUUGUGUCUGGCCGGUAGUACACAUCACAUAAUUUUAUUUGCAUUCUUAUUUUAACUUUUAAAAUUAUCGAUAUAAAACAUAAAUAAGUUAUUUCAGUCUUGGCUCACGAAAUUAUAAUCUAAAAUUUUGUUC
Molecule: messenger RNA, 4262 nt
Organism: Leptopilina heterotoma
Lineage: Eukaryota; Metazoa; Arthropoda; Insecta; Hymenoptera; Figitidae
Exons: 10
Coding region: 148-4095 (1315 amino acids)
Molecular function (GO): protein binding
Source: RefSeq, a predicted model, not a curated record